AUGGGUCCAUCUCUCUUCAACAACUACUUCAACGGACCAACCGUCGCCUUGCCUCCUCCAUCUCAACUUCACCAGACCAAUCAGCUUACACCUACCGACUCGAUGAACCAUUCGUUUGCCCAUUCCGGCGGUUCCCGCGUUCCCCAUCAUGCUUCUGCUCAUGCAGACGGUAUACAGUCUGGGCCACCCAAGUCUUUCAUAGGCCGUCAGACGCCUUUGAAUGCUACUCAAUGUACUGCUGCACCGUCACGCAAACGAUCGAGAGACGAAUUCAACCUAAGCAAUAAUGACAACCACAAUAACUUUGCUGUUCAAAAGGCACUCACUCCACCAACCGUACCAGAAGAGGAGCCAAUCUACGGCGAAGGAAUGGUCCUCAUCAACCCAAAAACUGGACUAGCCGUCUCAGCCUCCAGCCAGACAGGGACCUGGUAUGAAGAGAAGGCAGAGGAGAAAGCAGUUAGUAAUCAGAUCUCCGUUCCUAUCACCACAGACGUCAACCAUGACCAUAUCAACCCUCUACCCAGCCGGAAGACACAACGGCUCGACGCUACCGCCUCUGCUUACGAUGACAUAACCGCCUUGUCAAUCGCCAACAAACUCCAAUCGAACACGGAUGACGUUUGCGGAUCCGGAUCUUCUCCCAAGGGGCCCGAAAUGCCACAUGUUGAUGAUGCUACUCGACUACUAGGUAUCAGCUGGCAACGCAUGGCUAACGAUGACAAAGAUAUGGUUGCUGCCAUUCGUGGUUGGGAGAAAUACAUCAACAACCACUUCUCUACUCACCUACACGAUGCCCAAAUUAUGCUUAAGCAUCGCGGCCUGAAUGUCUACCUUGUUUCAGCCCUUCCAAAAGGCCAGCAUCAGAACGACAAUGCCGCACAGCGACACUUCUACCUUUUCGACGAUAACCUUACUGAAGGCCAGCUGGUCGGCAGGGACUGGCAAUCUUCAAUUCGUAACCUCCAGUCUUCACCAAUUGCCUUCGAAGCUGGCUCAGCAGUACUAAAGGCAGCUGAAAAGACGCCUGAACGGCAAGUGGAAGACAAGGGAAUCCCGAUUGCUACCGGUGGCAUGAACGGAUGUAUGAUGGGAACGACAGGAACCUCAACCGGAACGGACAUCCAGAUGGAAAUCGACUAG
Messenger RNA from Trichophyton benhamiae CBS 112371, 1143 nucleotides. RefSeq lists its product as uncharacterized. The coding region runs from base 1 to 1143 and encodes 380 amino acids. The record is from RefSeq and is a predicted model, not a curated record. The transcript has a single exon. NCBI's taxonomy places the organism in Eukaryota, Fungi, Ascomycota, Eurotiomycetes, Onygenales, Arthrodermataceae.